This is a messenger RNA of Prosopis cineraria, 1230 nucleotides long. Its product is annotated as G-type lectin S-receptor-like serine/threonine-protein kinase CES101. Gene Ontology annotation, molecular function: protein kinase activity; ATP binding. The record is from RefSeq and is a predicted model, not a curated record. Gene Ontology annotation, biological process: protein phosphorylation. NCBI's taxonomy places the organism in Eukaryota, Viridiplantae, Streptophyta, Magnoliopsida, Fabales, Fabaceae. Bases 1 to 1206 code for a protein of 401 amino acids. The transcript is spliced from 7 exons.
AUGGAUCUUAAUAUCUGGUCAACUAAAGGGGAAGAUAGGCCAAGGAAAAAAGACAGGCUGAAGAUUAUUUUGACUGUAGUGGCUGCAUCUGUUCUGCUUUGUAGUGCCAUAAUCGUCAUCCUGUGGAGAAGAAUGUUCAAACCAAAGGGGAGGAGAAAAGCUGUAACAGAUUCUGCAGAAAAUUUUCCAGACAACACUGUUCAUUUGAAAGUCUUUUCAUUUUCUGACAUUGAAGAGGCCACAGAUAGAUUCUCAGACACAAAUAUGAUAGGAAAAGGUGGUUAUGGUACUGUUUACGAGGGCAUACUACAAGAUGGUCAAAAAAUAGCAGUGAAAAAACGAUCACAAGGUUCAGCACAAGGAUUUGAGGAAUUCAAAAAUGAGGUAACAGUUACUGCAAGACUACAACAUGUAAAUCUUGUUCAGUUGCUGGGUUUCUGCACUCAUAGAGAAGAGCAAAUGCUGGUUUAUGAAUACAUGCCAAACAAAAGCCUUGACUCCUAUCUCUUUGAUCCUACAAGACGAUGUUUGCUUGAUUGGAGGAACCGAGUUGACAUUAUUGAAGGAAUUGUUCAAGGGCUUCUUUACUUGCAAGAAUACUCAAGAGUGAGGAUAAUUCAUAGAGAUAUAAAAGCUAGUAAUAUUUUGUUGAAUGAUAAAUUGAAACCAAAAAUUUCAGAUUUUGGCAUGGCAAGAAUAUUUGCAAAAGAUGAACUUGAAGCAAACAGUUGCAAGAUAGUUGGAACUUAUGGUUAUGUUCCUCCUGAAUACGUGAAAAGUGGCAUAUACUCCACUAAGUCAGAUGUGUACAGUUUUGGAGUUCUAAUUCUUCAAAUUAUAAGUGGAAUGAGGACAACAAGACUUUAUGGUGAACAUGAAAAUUUAUACCUUGCAGGAUAUGCUUAUGAAUUAUGGAAAGAAGGGAAAGGAAUGGAGUUUAUGGAUACUUCCUUGGAUGACACAUCUUCACCAUGUAAAUUGUUACGGUGCAUGAAUAUUGCUCUGUUAUGUGUGCAAGAAAAUGCAAAUGAUCGGCCGUCUAUGUUGGAAAUUUCUUCAAUGUUGAGAAGUGAAAGCAGUUUGAGAUUCCCUAAGAAACCAGCAUUCUCAACAGAAAAUGAAGUGAGAGAAGCAAAUGAUGAAAAAAUGCAUAUCGAAGUGUGUUCAAUCAAUGAAGUAACAAUCUCUGAAUUAGUCGCGCGCUAGCAUAGCUAUUUCUUGGUACGUUAA